Molecule: messenger RNA, 1301 nt
Organism: Capsicum annuum
Lineage: Eukaryota; Viridiplantae; Streptophyta; Magnoliopsida; Solanales; Solanaceae
Exons: 6
Coding region: 44-856 (270 amino acids)
Source: RefSeq, a predicted model, not a curated record
UAGAUGAUGCAUAAUUUCAGUAGUGUUGCCAUUAUCCAUUAAAAUGGCAUUUUCAGGUCAACUUCUCCGGCAUAGUUUAUGGUCCAAACUGGAGUUUAUGCGUUCCCAGAGCAUGCCUCCAUUGCAACCUAACCAUGAAUCAGUUACGGAAGUAUCACAACGAAAACUUAAAAUACGAGGCAUCAAGAGCAAAUCUAACUGUUCGGUCACACUUUCAAUGUUAAAUCCUCAGAAUGGCACGAGUAUGUUUUCUCCAUCCGACACAAUCAAGAAGUUCUACUCAAGUAUCAACAACAAGGACAUGAACCAACUAGCACUGCUCAUAGCUAAAGAUUGUUUCUUUGAUGACUUCUCCUAUACUCAACCAUUCCGAGGGAGAAAGGAGGCUCUGAAAUUUCUGAAGAAACUAACCACAUGCAUGGGGGAGAACACACAGUUCUGCAUUGAACGCAUUUACGAGGGAGUUGAUCUUACAAUAGUGGUGAACUGGCAUUUAGAGUGGAACAAGAAACAGGUUCCUUUCACUAGAGGCUGCAGUUGCUACGAGUUAUCAAGAGAUGGAGAAGAACUAGUCAUAAGGAAAGCUCAAGUAAUUGUUGAAUCGCCAAUCAAACCAGGAGGUUUAGCGAUGGAAGUGUUCCAGAAGGUGAUUUCAAUAUGUGAUGCUUUCCCUGAGGCCGCUGAAUGGUUGUUUCUGAUGAGUCCCCAUCUUUUACAAAGUAUCUACAGAAUAGCACUCCGGCCAAGCUUACGUCCAAUUCUUGCCUGGUACCGCAAGUUAUGGAGUAUCAUAGUCACCAUUCUUACACUUAUCUACACGAUAUCUCUGUUCAUUAUUAAGAAGUUCCAAAAGUAGACAUAUACACUGCUUGACACUCAAGACAACUGGACAACAUUUUGAAGGCAUUAUGUUCCUACAUAUAAACGGUAGCAUACAAAACAGACUUCACAUCCAUAACAAGCACAGUAAAACCUUCAAAAUUUUCUUACUUCUAUUGGUAGAAGGUCCUAAGCCAUUAACCAUAUCCGCUGUCAAUCAUCUUUGUUAUCUCGUUUCGACCAUGAUUCAAGCAGUGAAAGAGCAACUAGAGGUCCAAGGAAAGGAGGGAUCGGAGGCGGCCUGCUAAAAGCAACGAGGGGUUCAGCAUUCUCCACCUUUAUCUGGGCUUCUCCAGCAUCAUCAUUUGCUUGCUUCUUAGGGGUCAUUGUUCCAACUGUACCAACGUUUGCAAUUAUUGUCAUUCAUAGUCAAAAUGAAUACAACUGUAAAUCAAACAGUCAAAUAACUUUUUCUUCUACUA